Amblyraja radiata (thorny skate) is the source of this 882-nucleotide messenger RNA. Its product is annotated as secreted frizzled-related sequence protein 4. The transcript is spliced from 5 exons. Gene Ontology annotation, biological process: canonical Wnt signaling pathway; non-canonical Wnt signaling pathway. The record is from RefSeq and is a predicted model, not a curated record. Gene Ontology annotation, molecular function: Wnt-protein binding; zinc ion binding. The coding region runs from base 1 to 882 and encodes 293 amino acids. Gene Ontology annotation, cellular component: cytoplasm. NCBI's taxonomy places the organism in Eukaryota, Metazoa, Chordata, Chondrichthyes, Rajiformes, Rajidae.
AUGUUCCCAAUGAUUUGUGCGAUGUGCUUUUGGCUUGUUGCGCGCGUCUUCGUACAGGGAGCACUCUGCGAACCGAUUAAGAUCCCGAUGUGCGAGUCGAUGCCCUGGAAUAUCACGAGAAUGCCCAACCAUCUCCAUCACAACACACAAGAAAAUGCUAUUCUGGCUAUAGAGCAGUACGUGGAAUUAGUGGAUACCAGUUGCAGUCCAUUGCUGCGCUUCUUUCUCUGUGCAAUGUACGCGCCCAUCUGCACCUUUGAAUUUCUUCACGAUCCUGUUAAACCAUGUAAGUCAGUUUGCCAGAGAGCAAGAAACGGGUGCGAGCCUAUUUUGAAAAUAUACAAUCACAGCUGGCCCGAGAUUCUAGCUUGCAAUGACUUGCCCGAAUACGACCGAGGAGUCUGCAUCGCUCCCGAGGCAAUUGUCACUGAUUUAGCCGAAGAUUCAAAGUGGAUAGAAUUCACCGGAGAUGCGCUUGUCGCGAAGGCUUCUGACUGUAAGACUUGGAAAUCAAAUCAGUGUAAAUGUAGAAAAAUUAAACCAACGCUAAAAACGUACUUGGGCAAGAAUUAUAACUAUGUUAUUCGGGCCAAAUUAAAAGAAGUGAGCAGAAGUGGAUGUAAUGAAAUCACAACUGUAGUGGAGGUGAUUGAAACGUUCAAAUCAUUGACACCUAUUAUGCAACCUUAUGUAACCAUUCUCACCAAUUCUUCAUGCUCAUGUCCUCAAUUACCACCCAACCAAGAUUCACUUAUCAUGUGCUAUAUGUUGCACUCACGUGGUGCAUCCUGCAACCACUGUGCACUGGUGAUGGAAGGAAUACAUUUUCAGAUUAUGGAUAAAUUGCAAGUGAUUUGCAUUGACCUGCUUGGUGCUAAUUGA